Messenger RNA from Didymodactylos carnosus, 1707 nucleotides. Lineage: Eukaryota; Metazoa; Rotifera; Eurotatoria; Philodinida; Philodinidae. The record is from the annotation of a GenBank genome assembly.
AUUCUCAAUGUAAGAUCACGUUUAUAUUUAUCAAAUUAUAACGUCUUUUUAGAAUGUCAGUGACCAGAUUUCUACUGCUAUAGCCGUUUAUUAAAUACCGAUCUGAAUAUUAUUCGAUAUCAUUAUAACUGUAUCUAUUGACUAUAUCAGAUUUGAAUUCUAGACUUAGUUGUACACAUAUCCACUAAGCAGUCAUGAUGAAGUGUUACUUUGAAAAAGAAAAGGUCUGACAACUUCGUUAAUGUGAAACAAGUGUUUCAUUAACUUGAUAAAAUCCAUGUUUUGUAAUGAAUCUUUUGUUUGUUAUUUUAAAUUUAAUAAUUCGAUUUAUUUUAUUAUUUUUUUGUGAUUUAGUUAAAUGGUAAAGAGAAGCCUGUUGAUAUAUGGAUAAUUAAUCGUCUCUAUCAUGCAAUUGAACAAUGUGAAAAUGGUUUUGAAGCAUAUCAAUUACCAACUGUAACAACAGCCAUUUAUAAUUUCUGGUUAUACGAAUUUUGUGAUAUUUACAUUGAAUAUAUAAAACAAGAUUUUUUUGACACGAACAAUGAUAAUGAACGAAAAGAAACAGUGAAAAAUAUAUUAUAUACAUGUUUAGACAAUGGUUUACGUUUAUUAGCACCAAUCAUGCCAUUUUUAUCUGAAGAAUUAUAUCAACGAUUACCAAAACCGAAUAACACACAAAAUCCUCCUAGUUUAUGUGUUACACCGUAUCCACAAUCAAGUCAAUUUUUACCCUAUCGUGAUGAUGAUAUUGAAAAAAAUGUGUCGAGUAUUUAUGAAUGUAUUAAAGAAAUUCGAUCUUAUCGUGCUGCACAAAAUAUUAAAUCAAAAGAAAAAGAUAAUCUUUAUAUUAAAUUAAAAAAUUCUAGUUAUCGCUCAAUAUUUGAUAAAUAUAGCGAUCUUAUUCAACGUUUAGCUAAUAUUAAUCAUUUAAAUAUAAUUGAAAAGGAAAUAAAUAAUCUUUCAACUCAAAUAGUAUCGACAAAUGAUUAUGAUCUCUAUUUUAUUACCAACACCACCACUACUACAACAGAAAAGCUGGAUAAUGGCAAAAAUAGUGUUUCUACAAUUGUACAAGAGAAAAAUAAUACCAAGUGGAAAUUAUUUGGUACAUUGAACAAUCCACAAACGUUACGAGUUCUUGCUACAUGUUCGUAUAGUGAAUGUUUGUCAUCGAUUGAAUUUAUUCCUAUAACGUCGAACGAUCAGUUGUCCAGUACGCUUAAUAAAAUUCCUAAUGAUCAACAUUUAAUUACCUUACAAUUAUCGAAUGGCACAUGUUUGUUUGGAGCAAAUGCAAUCUCAUACUAUCUAUCGACUGAACAAUUACGUAGUAAUGGUGGAAACAGUUUUUCACAAAUAUAUCAGUGGUUGAACUAUUGUGAUUCUGAAAUAGAACCGUAUGUAAAACAGUGUGUAUUGAUGAAAUUGAAUUUUAUUGAACAAGAACAAUUUCCAGUACUACUGAAUGAGCUCAAUUUAAAAUUAAGCUAUCUGAAUAAUUAUUUAUUAAAUCGACAAUAUUUAGUUGAUCAAUCGAUAACUUUAGCGGAUAUUUCAUUAGUAUCGUGUCUCUAUUUAGCCUAUAGUUAUUUUCUGGUUAAUACUGAGAAAUAUGAAAAUUUAACCAGAUGGUAUAAAUCGUUUAUUAGUCAAAAACAAUUCAAGGAUAUUAUUACUGAAGACAGUCGAACGAAUGUCGCAUAA